AUGGCACCCAGCACAGAUUUCAUGGAGCAUAGCUCCCUCCUGACUCCCAAAGAGAAAAACAAACUGAGGAAGCCGGUGGUGGAAAAGAUGCGCCGGGACCGCAUCAACAGCAGCAUCGAGCAGCUGAAGUUGUUGCUGGAGAAGGAGUUCCAGAGACACCAGCCCAACUCGAAGCUGGAGAAGGCUGACAUUCUGGAGAUGACCGUCAGCUAUCUGAAGCAGCAGAGCCACCUGCAGGGCAAAGCUCCAGGCUCACUUCCCAGAAGCCUGCAGACGGACUUCAAGGAGGGCUAUGCCCGCUGCCUGCAGGAAGCCUUCCACUUCCUCUCCUUCCACAAGGCACAGACUGACACCCAGACCAAGCUGCGCAGCCACUUCCAGAAAAGCUCCUGGGCAGCCCCUGAGGGGCUGGCUCCCUCCUUCCCGGCUCCUGGCCCUGGCAAGCAGCCUGCCCUCAAAGGCCCUCCUAGUCCUCUGUGGCGGCCCUGGUAG
Messenger RNA from Trichosurus vulpecula (common brushtail), 492 nucleotides. RefSeq names its product transcription factor HES-5-like. The coding region runs from base 1 to 492 and encodes 163 amino acids. NCBI's taxonomy places the organism in Eukaryota, Metazoa, Chordata, Mammalia, Diprotodontia, Phalangeridae. The transcript has 3 exons. Gene Ontology annotation, biological process: regulation of neurogenesis; anterior/posterior pattern specification; regulation of transcription by RNA polymerase II. Gene Ontology annotation, molecular function: RNA polymerase II cis-regulatory region sequence-specific DNA binding; protein dimerization activity; DNA-binding transcription factor activity, RNA polymerase II-specific. The record is from RefSeq and is a predicted model, not a curated record. Gene Ontology annotation, cellular component: nucleus.